AUGGCGCAGUCCCGGCCCUGGCUGCUGCGCGCGGCGGUGAUCGCGGGGGUAUUGUGCUUGGCUGCGGUGGUGUGUGUGUGUGUGCUGGGGCUCCCGGGGGCAGGAUGUCCCGGUGGAAGCUUCAGACGCGGGGCAGUGGCGGCGGACUCCCGGAUCUGCUCUGACAUCGGCAGGGAUAUGCUGCAGCGCGGCGGCUCGGCAGUAGAUGGCGCCAUCGCAGCUCUACUCUGUACAUCUGUGGUCAACCCCCAGAGCAUGGGGCUGGGAGGAGGGUCUAUAGUGACCAUCAGAGAGAGGAGCGGCAAAGUCAAAGUGUUCAACUUCCGGGAGACAGUGCCACAUUCGUUUAAAGAGAACCUGUUAGAGGACUGUCCCAGGACGUUUGGCAUGUCUUCAGGCUCUCAGUGGGUGGGAGUACCAGGUGAGCUCAGAGGGUAUGACCUCCUCCACAAACACUAUGGGAGACUCCCCUGGUCCCAGCUGUUCGAGCCCACAGUCCGUCUGGCCCGACUCGGGAUCCCUCUGCCUCAGUACCUGUCCCAGUUCCUUCGCUCUCCCCUGGUCCAGCACAGAGUAGAGACCUCAUCCCUGUGUGAUAUUCUCUGCACCAGAAACAGAACAGUUUUGGGACCAGGAGACGUUCUAAAGUUUCCUAAACUCGCUGAAACCAUGGAAACCAUCGGGAAGUUUGGGGCCGACGUGUUUUACAACGGGAAGAUCGGACAAGACCUCGUGGAGGACGUCCAGGCUGCAGGUGGAUCACUGACCAUGAAGGACCUGGGGGACUUUAUGGUCAGAGUGGGUGACGCUGUGUCAGUUCCUCUGGGAGACUCAGUGCUGCACAUCCCUCCUCCACCUGCAGGGGGCGCUCUGCUUGCCUUCAUUCUGCUGAUGAUGAAAGAGUCUGCGUUGAGUCCUCAGUCUGUGGGAGCGGACCAGAAGACACAGAUGUACCAUCGAUACGUGGAGGCGCUCAAGUUCGCUAACGGCCAGAAGAAGACCAUCUGUGACCCGGCGUUCAACCCUCACAAGAGUGCGGCUCCUCUUACUGACUCUUCCUUCGUGGCUCACGUCUCCUCCUUGGUCUCGAACCAAACCAGAGACUCCUCCUUCUACUCCUCAGUGCCACCUCCUGCGGACUCCUUUGGGACCACACAUGUCUCUGUCCUGGACCAGGAAGGACUGGCUGUGUCUGCCACCAGCACCAUCAACCAGCUGUUUGGAGGCGCCGUGUUCUCCCCAAAAACUGGCAUCAUUCUCAACAACGAACUGGCAGAUUUCUGUGGCAGAGCAGAGUCACUGAAGCCAGGUGAACAACCGCCUUCCUCCAUGACUCCUGUCAUCCUCGAAUCCAAGUCUGGGAGGCUGUUGGUGAUUGGUGGAUCAGGGGGAAGUAUGAUCACCUCUGCAGUGGCUUUGUCCGUCAUGAACCGCUUGUGGCUGAAGAUGAGUCUGAGAGACGCCAUUGCGGCCCCCAUCGUCUUUGUGGAUUCCAAACACAAUGUGAACUUUGAACCUGGCUUCGAUGAGUCCGUGGUCGCCGGCCUGCGAGAGCGAGGACACUCCGUGGGGAACUGGAAAUACUUCUUCAACGUCGUGAACGGCGUGGAGCAGGAGCACGGCUGCAUCGCCGCCUUUUCAGACCAGAGGAAGAGCGGGGAAGCAUCAGGAUUCUGA
This is a messenger RNA of Knipowitschia caucasica, 1677 nucleotides long. NCBI's taxonomy places the organism in Eukaryota, Metazoa, Chordata, Actinopteri, Gobiiformes, Gobiidae. The record is from the annotation of a GenBank genome assembly.